AUGCGUGCCGAAAUGGGUUCGGUGCCCUUAAUGUGCAUCUUUUCGAUGCUCACAAACAGUGUUCUCACCUAUCUUCCUAAUGAAGACCUUACAAAUUCUUUACCCAAUUCGAUUCUUCCUGGCGGCGGUUUUCCAACAGAAUCAAUUCCAUUCAUUCCGUCCGGCGAAGAAGAAGAGACAGGAUCACAAGAAGAUGAAGAUGCUGAUUCGGUGUACCGCAAGAAGGCGACAAAAUUUCGUCGUCGGAACAUAAAUGGUCCUUUUGGAGGGCGUAUACCAUUCAGUCGAAUGGCUUAUAAAACAGGGUAUGGUUCAAAUAGAUUCGGAGGUUCUCGUAUGGGUGGAGGAGGUUUCUUCGAAAGAGAACGCAAUCCAUAUGGAACGGUUACAAUUGGUGGAAAUGGUGCGUACGGCCCAUAUCCAGACGAAGUGUACAAUAUGCGUCCGAGUCCGCCGUAUUCUGGUUUAAUCGGCGGUAGUCGAAACGGCUAUUAUGGUAGUUCAAUUGGUGUUCGAAGACAAACACUGAGCAAUCGAAAGCCAUCUCCAGACUUUUUACCUGAUUUUCCUGCGAAUGAUCUUGUUGGUAGCUUCAACAAUAACAAUCAAGCAUUGCCAUCGCUUCGCGAACUAGCAACAUACGCUUCAAGAUACGGACCAGCGUAUCUGCGUGAACGAUUCGGUUCCUCAGAUGAGCGGCCGAAUCAUCCAUUCCCGGGCUCCCAGGUGGCAUUCCCGCGUGGCGGUGGCGGUCAUACUGAUUUCGGAUUGAAUAUUGCCACUAACAACUGGAAUGGAAUUGGAGGAAAACUGGGCUAUAUUUCAAGAGAUCCUGACUCUUAUCAGCACGACGCAACUCCAUCAACAACAACCGCACCAACAAAAACAAAAAUUCCAAAGAAGAAAGCGAAGGCUUCGAAAUCAAAAAAUGCGGGAACUCCGAAACCAUCUGCAAAAACGACUCCAAACCCGAAAAAAUUGAAUUAA
Molecule: messenger RNA, 987 nt
Organism: Caenorhabditis bovis
Lineage: Eukaryota; Metazoa; Nematoda; Chromadorea; Rhabditida; Rhabditidae
Source: the annotation of a GenBank genome assembly